CGGGAAAUUUUAUGCACCCUUGUAUGUGCUGUUAUUAUAUAUACCAAUUGGUUGUCAGUGCGGGACUUCCGAAGAAACUCUGUUUUUCUCUUUUUCUCUGCAGAUAGCAGAAACAGCUCAUUCAGAUACGCCUGGAGUUUAGGCCCACUUAAGCACAGUGCUCGCAUCGGGUGUCAGGUCCCCUUCGUACCAAAUUUGUUCCUGUACAUCCAUCAUUUACCGUCGUGGAGACAAUUGGGUUCCAUUUCCUACUUAUCUCCUGAAACGCAAACAAGGCGUCCUGCUCUUGAAAUGGCGAGUCCUUCAAAAAAUCUCUCACAGCCGAGUGGUCGUGGUAGCACCCCAUCCUCUCUGAGAGGUUACGAGUCUUUGCAAACGACGCAUCCUUUCCCGGUAAAGGUGAACACGAAAGAUUAUUUUGAGCUCCCCUAUCCAGCGAUUCGAUCUGAAAACGCAGUCUCGUCCGCCACUCGUGACAAAAUGUCGAUGAACGUUUCGAAACGCUUCGAAACUCUUCCUGGGUCCCUAGUGACGUCGCAGAGGAGAAAGGCAGUGACUGAGAACCUUCCAUCUCUAGCCGUAGCCGAAGAGGCAAACGACAGAGGCGAGGAUCAUGCUAAAAACGAAAGCAUAUUUGGAAUUCCCUCAACGAAAUCAACGGUCCCUGCAACUGGCACAGCUACUAAUCGGCCCGCUACUGAUAGCCGCGUCCAUGCGCUAGUAGUCGACAGACAGAGGAAUGAAGGAAUUCAAUCGGAUGAGCGCACUAUCUGUACUCAUCAAGAGAUUCACGUCACGGCAACAGAGAAACGUUCAUUGCAGGCACAGAAAAGCUCGCAACGAAAUGUUCAGAGAGAGACAGAGAGGGUUGGAGCAGGGACACCUCUUUUAUCCAUUUGCCGGGACAACGAGAAAACGCGAGCCUCAGAAGCAGGCAAGCAGAGUGCCCCCUACCGAGUAAACCCGUCUAAUACCAAAGGACGGCAUGACGAGUCGAAGACGCCGAUGCUGCAGCACUCCACGGAAACGAGACUGCCUAGGGAACAGCCUCAUGCGUGUUUGUCCCGUGAGCAAGGUUCUCGGUCCUCAGGUGGAGAAACGAAACGGCAGGAUUCGGGGAAACUGACAGUCGUCGCUGGUGACACCGCUGCCAAAGCCUGGAAUAACGAACGAGAAGGAACUGCCUGUGGCAACACAACAGAUACAUCCAGGAAAGAAUCACUGAACGCAGAGAAACUUUCACGACCGUCGUCGCAAACGUGUGCCAGAAGUUCGGCACAGCAGAACACUGCAUCGACAAACUCAACCAAGGGAAAAAGGUCUAAACGCGAUGCAGAAGAAACUGCGCGAAGCAGUGACCCGUGUUUCCGUGCCACAACGAGCGAAAACGCAUCUGCAGCUUCGCCACUGAGCGUCGGCAAGUUAGCAGCACCGUCUUUUACAAUUGAUGAGGACACAGUGGGACCUGGUUCGAAUAAGCAGUUUUUUUCGACUUCUCAAACUGAGCGCGAUGACUUUCUUUGUUCUCGUGUCGAGGAAGAGACUGUGACGUCUAAGAGCAACGUACAAGAGUCUCUCGCUGAGAUUGCGUGUGCUUUGCCUCCCUCAAAAAGAGGGGUAGCGUCAAUUGGGAAAACGUCGUCUUUCACGGACACCGAGACAGUGCUGGAAUCGCACUUUCGAGUGGAGGACAAACGCCACCAGGUCAUUUGGGGAAAGAGUGGCGUUGGUGCAUCGUCAGCAGGUGCCCAUGUGUUCGGAGAUGAUCAUGGCUCAAACCCAAGCACCGCAGUGAAGCCUGUCAGCAAAAAAGACGAGAGUUCUUGGACAACGCCCUCGCAGACGAAAUCACAAUCUCACACGUCUCAAAGACGAGCCUCGAUGACUUCAGUCACCAACACCAGAAAUUCUACGUCGCCCCCUAACGUCCUAAACCAAGGGCCCACGCAAGAAACGGAAUCACCUCCGCCUUUCAACUGCACCUACGAGACAGAAAGCAGAAACCGUAGGCGCUGCACAAACGAGCCGUCCGGGCUUUCUGAAACCUCUGACGCUUCUGCCAACGCACACGCCAGUCGAUCAGGAAGAGGACAUGCGACAGAGAUGACCGAAGCCGAAGUCGUCGCUGCCACUCUCUCCUCGGAGCGUGGCAACCGAAACCAGGGGAGUCGGGGGGAGCGUCUCGGGGGAGAGCGAGAUCUGCCACUUCCUGAGAGGCGAUAUUCUCAGGCAGUUCAACGAGAAUGCAGUAAUAGUGGUAGCGUGACAGAUUCAGGGGUAGCAUUUGCAGAGGCGAAGGAUAAUUGGUCCCACGGAGGUCGUGCACGGGUUCCCGAGUCCUCGCUCUCUGGAGCCGAGGGCAGCACACAACGCAGUCGUCCCUCCGGUGAUAAAAUGAAACGCAUGUCCCGGGGCAUGAGUUCUUGUGUAGCAGAACAGGUGUUGAUGAAGGCAAAAGUUGAAAAAAGGGUAGGAGGUACUGCAUCCUCAAAACAUGUUUCUCGUCCAGGACUGGACACAUCAGCAGCAAGAACAAAUGAAAGCAAACAUCCACAAGCACAGGCAUUUUCGGAGAAAGAAAGCCACAGCCACUCGCACAGUUCACAACAAAACGGUUCCCCAGGCUAUUCGUCGGCUAAAGCAGGGUUAUCUGACGAGGAGAGAGAACGGACGAAUGUGCUAGGAAAUGCAGGGAAGAGCACUGUGGCGGACCGUGGGUCUGAGACAUUUGUAAAGGAAAUGGAGGCUGACAGCGCAGCCAAGACCACAUCCAGAGAUCUGUUUUCUGCUUCUCGCCACCUUCUCCACGGAAGCAGUUCCAGGGGAAAGGACUCCAGCCGAGAGUCUCAGCCUCCUGCACCCCUUAUCGUUCAGGCAGGCAGUGGAAGUGGAAAGACUCUCAAUGCUUCUAUUCAUCUAUCAACUCUCUCAGGUGCAUUUACCGCUCAACAUACUGGAGAGACGGGGACAACCUUCUCUGUCUCCGCUCCGCUGUGUCCGACCUCAGAGGUUUCCGACAACAUAGCUGGCGCGCCUCCAUCUUCUUCUACUGAAGUGAAAGCGACAAGUGAAAUCUCUAAAGCUGAUACACAGUCCGCCGCGAGACAGCUCGAGCUAGAGAGGGGCGAGAAGAGCAUGGAAGGGAAAAGAGGCGAAGACUCCAGAAAGGUACACACGCCAACACCUGAGGGAGAGUUUACGCGAAACAAUCUGAACUCGAAAUGCCGCUUGAACUCUUCACAUAAGGAAGAAAGAAGAGAAAAACGGAUGAGUUCGAAAAGAAUAGAAACGGAACUGGGGAGCGGAGACAGGAACGACGGUGGAGAGAGAGAAAUGGAGAGAAGAAGUAGGAACGCAGAGCGUAGUCAAACUGAGGGGAGCGAAGUAGAAUGCAGCAGAACCAGCAUGCGACCGACUGAUGACACAAACGCAGCGACUCGAAAAAAUGACAUGAGAGAAGCAAGCGAACGACAAGCGGUAAUCACAUCGACAGAGACAAGGCACACAGCCUCCAGACCAGAGGAAGGCCGGCGCAAUGAGAAAGCGGAGUGCCAUGGAGAUGAGAACGAGAACUGUGGUAGUAUGACGAGCAAAAAUCGAAUUGGAAUCAGGUACUCAAGCACAGAUAGCAGUUUUGCAAACAAAGGCGGACGUACAAAAACGGAUUUCCCCUCUUCUAUUGCGUCUUCGGCAUCCACCAUGUGCACGUCUUCCUCAUCUUCCAAUUUGGAGUCUCUGCAGUGUACGAUGCAUGAACAAGAAACAAAACAUCGCGGUUGCAGUCGCCGUUUGUCGGGAUCACUUCAUCACCCUUCCGCGGGUCCCAACUCCGCAUCGAAAAACCAUAAUUGCUCUUCUGUAAGGCAGGCGGAAGGAUUAAUGAAGACCGACGAAACUUUAGCGAGUGAGCUUUGCUUGAGCCCGGAUGAACUCCUGAAUGUCGCCCAUGGAGCUAAUCAAGAUGAGACCCUAUACCUUACCGCGGAACCGCUUUUUGAUGCCUCGCGAUCCUCUAGAAAGAGCGACGCCUGCGGCUCAGAGGUCAGAGCACCCGAGGAUUCGGCACUGGGAAAAGGCCGCAGCAACAGGCAGGCUGGGCAUCUUUCUCAAGUAAAGACUUCGUCGUGCGACUCAGAGGAUAAGCCUCUUUCUCUUAACGACAGUGACGGAAAAGAACGAAAUGAUUCCACUGUAUUGGGCGAGAGGAGGUAUUUGCCACCAAAACGGCCCACGAUCAAAGGAAAUAGUGUUUCAACCAGGGAGACGCCAGAGCCAGGAGAAAAUCUUUCGAACUCUAAUGCGGGUAUGCGUUUAACUCCUCAAAUACCCCCGCUUCCAAAAGCCCUACAGCAUCUCUCUUUACUGUGUACUGGCGAGACCGAAAACGGAGAACUGAGGGCACUUACACAAAUCCAACAGAGCGUCAUGGAGCACAUAGCCGCCCAGGCAAUUACUGAGAGCGCAGUGGUCAGACUGAGGAUUCAACGGCAGCUCCGGAACGCCGGGAUUUCCACGGCGGAUCUGGAGAGCGUUGAGGAAUACCUGGUCAACAAAAUGCCCCUCACAAUUGCAGUA
Molecule: messenger RNA, 4575 nt
Organism: Neospora caninum
Lineage: Eukaryota; Apicomplexa; Conoidasida; Eucoccidiorida; Sarcocystidae
Product: Proteophosphoglycan ppg4, related
Exons: 1
Source: RefSeq, a predicted model, not a curated record